AAUGGUAACUUAUCUCUUUGGCACCAAACUGAAACAACCAAAAAAUACCAUUUACCGUUUCUAGGAAGACAGGAUUUGGAAUCUAUUUUUUUCUGGAUUUGAAGACGAAAAUUACGGACGAGGAACUGAAACAACCGUAGAAAGAUAGUAGAGAGAUUUUGAGCUUUUACACCACGAAAAGAAAACCAUACCGAUGUUUCCUCUUUAAACUCGUAUAUGAACAUUUUCAAUCCAGGGAAAGUCGGUUGAACACCUUGGGAGUCGGUUUCAUUGAAUGUAAACAUGUCCGCUUUCUUUGCAUUCUUUGCUUUUCUUGUCGUGUAUCAUGCAACACAAAGUCAGGAAACAGCCGAUUUCUACGUUUAUCAUUCGUUUAAAGCUCUCGAUUCUUCGCCUAUUAUAAAGGUUUUGAAAGUCCAAGGACAGUUGAAUUGUGCUUUUUCUUGUUCACGUUUACCUAACUGUCGUUCUUUUAACUUCGCACACAAGAAGGACUUGAAUGGAAAACAUUUAUGUCAACUGUUGCCAAACGAAAAGCAGGAGAGUAAAACGUUAAAAAUAAGCGACGUUUUUCACUACUACGAAAAGUCAAACCCAGACCCUUGUAAUAGCCAUCCGUGCCAAAAUGGCGGGAAAUGUGACGUCAUUGCAGGACUACGUAACUUUACUUGCACAUGUACACCAAAGUUUAAAGGAAGAUUCUGCGAAUUAGAUAACUGGACCAAGAUCAAUCCGAAUCCCAUAUGUUUUGGAGCCCGAGAUAGCACUUGCGGAACAUUUUCCGUCCAGCGGACUGGCGUAUGUAUCCAAAUCAAGCUGGUCUAUCGAUCCGGUUACGUGACAUGCGAUACGAGUGAUYCAAAAGGAAAGGGCUACUGGGGAUGCGUUUUAAAUGGCCGUCACGAAUUCCUGUCCGUGGUUAUCACCGAUAUUAAUAACAUAGUACUUCUACCAGGUUCAGGUUCAUUCCUCCUUCCAGGCACGCACGUGUAUGACCUGCAUGGUAUGACUGCGACAUCCAAAGAGUUGGUUUAUCCAGAAUUACCUGGCUUGUUUCCCGUCACGUCUGGCAAGGUCUACCGUAUUUGGUUUGGUCAAGACUUAGAUGAUYUUUCAGAGUCAGACAACGGUGGGUCAGUCUGUUCUGACGUGUACUGUAUUUAUCAAUGAUGAACAAGUGGUCACAUUAUCGUUAUCAUCCGCCAUGUUUUAUGAGCCUGUUUUUGUUCUAGAUCAAGGCACUAGCACUUUUUUUCUUUUUACACGAUGGUGCCAUUUUACUACCACUACCAAAAUGCUCCACAAAUUUUCUUUCUUAUUCAAAUUUGCAAUUCCUUAUGAGAAUAGGAAGACAAUUGGUGCUAAUUAACUGUAAGCAAAAGAAGGUAUUUGUAGCUAAUGACGUAAAUGUCAUGGACCUUUUAGUGAAAAAAGAUGUUUUUUUCUCAAAAUAUAAAAACAAAAAAAAUAGCCUUUUAAAAGCUUCUAAAAUAGGAUAUUUGUAUUAUAGCGUCAUUUACUACCACUACCAGGAUCCCUUGCACACUUUCUUCUGUUCAGUUAAUCAGCACCAAUAUUGACUUACUAUUCUCAUGAGGGAAUACAAAUUUGACUAAGUAAGAAAAUUCGCAAAGCAUUUUGGUAGAGGUAGUAAAAUAACGCCAUCAUGCAAACGCCCUAUUGUCUUUUAUUGCGUUUUGGCAUUUCGUUAGGUCCAUCUGUCAGACAAGUUUGGAAUUCAAAUUUGCGUAUCUUUGCAAUAACACAAAGACGUUUUGGACAAAUUUGUAUAGCGGAGACUUGGAGCAUGCGCAGACUUUGUUCACAUGUGUCAAUCGAGGGUUAUAUGUUCUUUAAGGGUUGAGGGGGAAAUUACRUUUUUCGUCGCAGGGGAAUGGGGACACCAAUUGAUUUGGCUACCACAUAUAGUCCCCUUGCAGCACAUCGGAAUGCAGCAUCAAUCUCGAAUGCAAAACGAUAGGUUUCCAAUUCUCAGGAGAUUGAAAUUCUUUUGUUUUGUCCCCCAAAUUAAGAUCAGUUGGUUGACGUCACAUGCAGGAGGUCUAUACACUGCUUUCCUACGACCUUUCGAUUCACUGAUUUGAUUCAUUGUAUUUAUGCAAAGUGGCCCAUUAAAGUUGAAUUAAAAAUAGCCAAAUAGAAAUGUUUUGUGGGUGGAAAGAAACUAGUGAAUAGAUGAAAGCUUUUUGGAAGAGGAAUCAAAUAUCUUAAUCGUUAGGUUAAUAAAUUUGUGUUAAAUA
Molecule: messenger RNA, 2261 nt
Organism: Actinia tenebrosa (Australian red waratah sea anemone)
Lineage: Eukaryota; Metazoa; Cnidaria; Anthozoa; Actiniaria; Actiniidae
Source: RefSeq, a predicted model, not a curated record